Messenger RNA from Candidozyma pseudohaemuli, 1383 nucleotides. Its product is annotated as 5-formyltetrahydrofolate cyclo-ligase. Gene Ontology annotation, molecular function: 5-formyltetrahydrofolate cyclo-ligase activity. NCBI's taxonomy places the organism in Eukaryota, Fungi, Ascomycota, Pichiomycetes, Serinales, Metschnikowiaceae. The coding region runs from base 1 to 1383 and encodes 460 amino acids. Gene Ontology annotation, cellular component: mitochondrion. The transcript is spliced from 4 exons. The record is from RefSeq and is a predicted model, not a curated record. Gene Ontology annotation, biological process: folic acid-containing compound biosynthetic process; tetrahydrofolate interconversion.
AUGGAUAUUCACAAGCAAUUUCCUGAAGUCGUUUCUCAUCUCGGAUCUACUGCCUUUUCUCACUUUGAUCUUUCUGCCACAACAACUGUCGACCUCCUCAUUGAGGUCCUCGAGAAUGAUCUGAGAGACAACUUACCCAACUUUCAGCAAGUUACUGAAGGUCUUGCUGAGGCCGCGCAGGCCGCUAUAGAUGGCAAGAUAAUUCAUGGUUUUCCCGAAGUCACUUCCUCGGGACUACCAGAGAUGGACACGCUCAUGGACGGCGGGUACACUCACGGUCAAGUGAGCGAAAUUUUUGGUGUCAGUGGAAGUGGAAAGUCUCACAUUGUGGGUUCCACUCUUCUUGCAGCUCACAAUGAUUUUAUUGAUGAAGUGGACUUGGAGUUAGUCAAUCAGGAGCUCAACUUCAGCUCGUUGGAUGAGAAUUUGGUCAUUAGAGGAGGCUGUGACUUGUUUACCACCAAGCCUAUUGGUUCGGAUAGAAAAUUGUUCAAGACGAUCGAAAGACAUCUAGACCAAAUUCUUGAAGACAAUCAACUCUCCAGAUCAAUUGAUAAGGAACGCAAACAGUCAAACCAGAAGCUACACGGCAUGACAAAGCAUGAAAAUGCACGGACAGCCUUGAAGGUAAACCCCCAGGCGUACAGUGCAGUUCUAGAUUAUGCUGUAAAAGAGCAAUGGAAUGCUCUUUAUGCAAUCACGUUGAUUACAGCAAGCAUCAUUGCAGAUGAAUCCGGGGUUCAGCAGCAACAGUUCGAGGCAUUGGCGAGUGUUUCGCAAAGAGUCCGUUCCAGAAUUGCAUCAUCAUCAGGGUCGGCCACGAAUUCCUCGUUUUUGAAAAGUCAGCAUGAGCAACUUUGGGAAGAGGGAUAUGAUCUUUACAAGAAUGUGUUUCCUUCCAUGUCCCAGGAACCAACUUGUACACUCGAAAGUUUCCUCGUCAAGCUUGGAGCCUACAACAUCAACAAUCUAGAUUCUUCAAUUUUCUUAAUCCAGUCGCAUUUGAAUCAUAACUGUGAGCCAAAUGUUGAGGUUAUCACCGGAGAGAUCAGGAGAGACACUGCUAUAGAGGUUGUUGCAACUGUGCACAGCUUGCAGCCUAGAGGCAAGUACAGCCUACUUGAGCCCACUUCAGGCCUCGAUGUUUUGCAAUCUGGUAACCUCGACCUCAUUUUGGUUCCUGGAGUGGCUUUCACCCAAGGCGGCAAACGGCUUGGGAGAGGCGCUGGCUAUUACGAUAAGUUCUUGAGCCAAUAUCUGAAAACUCAUGGCUGCACACCAUAUCUUAUAGGCUUGGCGUUUAAGCAGCAAAUAGUUGAUGAUCUUCCUCAAGACGAUCAUGAUUGGUGGCUUAAUGAGGUGUUGGUUGGCAGCCCAUUGUAG